UUACAAAAAAGUUGCGGAAAGAAAUGAUAUUUUAUUUAUUAACCUCUUCUUCGACUUUAUUAUUUAUAAAAUAACGACGGUGAUGUGAUGAUUUUGGUCCAUUCGACACAUCGAAGAGAUUAUUAGGUCUGCCAAUUAAUUAAGAAAUUCCGACGAAUGCGGCGACAAAAGUACCUCAGAAUUAUUUUUGUAUUAUUUUCCUAAGUGUAUACCUCGUGUUCGAUAGGUUCCAUACCGAAUAGUCGGUUAAUUAUCAUUGAUAAUGGUGUUUAUACCUACGUUAAAAUUACUUACGACUGAAAACCGAAAAAUUAACGUAUAAUUUGUUAAAGUCAAUGAUUUUAGACAAGCAGCGAGGUGUGAAGAUACUUGUGGACGAGUGUGAUUUUGACUGGUGUAUGUUGUGUGCGUUUAUGCGUGUGUGUGCGUUUACGUUAACGACGAGCUAUUUGCAAUAUUGGAUCAUGAGUGUGCACUUGCCAAUAUUCGAAUGCAUCGUGAUUUCGAUAAUGGAUGUAUUAAAACACGAAUGUAAAUAAAGUUUGUUAUUCAAAGUGUUUAAAUUAUGUCGUGUGUGUAUUUAAGAAGCCAUAUGUUGGAAACUCUAAGAAAGCUCGAUCGAUCUCUUCGAUAUGGUAGAUAUGAGAACGUCUUUGUUGUCACGGUGACAAAUCAACAAAUAUCACGGUUCUCUCCUCCAUCAGAAGCAUUCCUCCACCCGUUACAUUCUAGUUAACACGUUGCCAUAAGAGUACUACGGAAUUUACAGAUUAUCAAUCAAUAUUGAAACGCUUCUAGUCUUUCAAUCAUAAAUAUAGUGAUUGCCAUUUCGAUAAGUUAACAUCUCUCUUGCGUUGUGAUUGUUUACGGAUUAAAAUACCAUAAGAUUCACUCGCGUUAGUCAAGAAGUUUUAAUUUCGUUACACCAUGAUGGAAAUGGAAAUGAAUGCCGAUUUGGAUGGUGAUGACGGAAGCGAAAGCAGUCAGCCGUCCUCGGAAGGCAGUUCGGCAAGCAGCACAUUUUGCAACUUAGAGAAGGAUUACGCAAGGAUAACGAGCGAAAUGAAAACUAACGAGGCGUUAGCUGCUUACGAAUCCGAGUAUGCGAGACUCUACGAGUCUUUAUACAAAGCUCAUAGAAAUGAAAAGGAACUGUCGGAGCAGUGUACAUCGCUGAAGGAUGAAAUCACAAAUAACACGUACAAGAUGUAUGAGCUGAAGAAGACGGUAGAGGCCCAUGAGGAUGAAAUAGCUAGACUGAAACAAGAAGUCGUGAAUACGACAAAACUAGCCGACGCGGCGCACUCACGCGAGCAAAACGCACAGGAAGUCAUUGAGAAUUUGCGAUUAAACAUUGUCAAACUCGGUCAAGAAAUCGAGCAGAAGGACAAACAGCUGGCCGCCGAGAAGGACGUUGCCAUUAGCAAGCAGAAGGAGGUUCUGUUAAAGGAGCGGGAUCGACUCGUGGGUGAGAUGGAGGCCAUGCGGCAGCGUCUAAAGAACGUGUCGGCAUAUACGGAGGAGCUUGAGAGAAAAGGCAGCGCAACCGAUCAUCGGAUGAACGAAAUGCAGGAAACCCUUGAUAUGCAACUGAACGAGAUCUCGCGAGAAAAACGGGGCAGGGAGAGGGCGGAAAUGGAGGUGCGACAACUUCAGGAAGAAAUAACCGUGAAGAAGGACGAACUUGAGGCUGCGAACGCGUCCAUCGAAGCUAGUGCGAAUAACGCGAUGAGGCUCGAAAGCCUGCUGAAGGAACACAGAACAGCGGGCGAGAAAAUGCAGAAGGAGAUCGGCAAGCUAAUGCUAAAGAGAAUGAAUCUCCAAACGGAUCUCGAUAAUGCAAACGUCGAGAUAGAAAAACUGGAAGAGGAGCUUACCGACAGGGAGAAGCUGUUGAAGAGUAUUAAAUAUGAUCUUAACAAAACGCGGGAAGACAGCACCAAAUGCAAGUUUGAAAAGGACAUCGCUGAAAAGCGAUUGCUGAAGGCCGAUGGCGAGCGGUCCAGGUUGGAGCAGGACUUACGGCAAGCGGUGACCGAUGUGAAGAACAUAGAACACAAAGCGCGUACCUGCCGUAAGGAGUUCAUGGAUGAGCGGCAACGCGUCGAGGCAUUACUGAGGGAAAAAAAUACCCUCGCGCGCGGUAAAGAAACCGCUCUGGAUCGAAUCAAACGAAUGAAUCGCGAGCUACUACUGAGCGAACAUGCGAAACGAAAGAUUGAGCGCGAGCUCGAUACGUUGACGCAGAGUUCCUACGAAGUGAAGAAACAGUUGGAGGUGGUGGAGAAAGAAAGGGACAAGUGCAAUUUAACGGCGCAAGAAUUAGAGCGACAGAUAGAGGGUCACUUAAACGAAGUCAGGCUGAAGCAAACAGAGAUUUCCGAUUGUAAGAAAAGUUUGGCGGAGGCCGGGAUAAAGUACCGUCAACAGCAAAGCUUAUUCGAGGUCAUCCGCGCGGAGCGAAAUUUAUACAGAAAGAACCUAACAGAGACGCAGGAAGAAGUAAAGGAUUUGCGGAGAAAGUUAAAGAUAACGAGCCAGCAGGUUGAACAGCUGAAGGAGGAUAUAGCCACGAAAGAGUCCAAUCUCGUUAAGCAAGAAUUCAUUCUAGGGAGAAUAGAAAAGGAGAAGGAGGACCUCAAGGUCGAUUUACGAUCUUGCCGCAUGGAGUUGUCGACUUUGCGACGCGAAAUCGAGAAGAUGAAGCGCGAAGAAAAGUAUCUCAGGUGGGAAGUUCAACAGGCGCACGUGAUCAUCGGACGCCGACAGAAAGACAUAGACAACGUGAUGAAUGAACGUGAUAUUCUCGGUACGCAAUUGGUUCGCAGAAACGAUGAGCUGAGCCUUCAGUACGGCAGAAUCAAGGUUCUAAAUACCACACUUCAACGGGGCGAAACGCAGUAUAACCAGAAAUUGCAAGAUAUCAGAUUGCUGAAAUGCGAGGUGAAGAGGCUGAGGGUGGAAAAAGUCCUCCUUACCAAAAAUAUCGUCAACGUUAGCGACUUACGACAAGAAGUUUUUUAUCUUAAUCGUGACCUGGCGAAGGAGAGGCUCAAAGUCACCGCACUCGAAGAGGAGGUUCAAACGCCGUUAAAUGUACACAGAUGGCGAAAGCUCGAGGGCACGGAUCCCACUACUUUUGAGCUCGUCAAGAAAGUACAGAUUCUACAGAAACGCAUUUUAAAAAUGUCCGACAAUAUAAUCGAUAAGGAGAAGAAGAUAAAAGACGUUGAAAAAUUAUACAUGAACCUUCGCGGUGUCUUGUCGAAGCAACGGGAUCCGCAGGCGGUGGCGAGUGUGGAUGAAGUUCGAAGUGCCUUGCGCAAAAGAGGAGAAAAGCUGAAAUGUCUCGUCGCUGAGUUAAACAUGUACGAGACGCAAGUGGGAGAGUACAAAGGUGACAUGACGAAAAUGGCUAAUGAAAUGUGCGAAUUAAAAAAGAAGUACCACGCUCAAAAAAGGAAGUUCCAAAAGAUGAAAGAGAGAGAUGACGCGAAAUCUUCCUACGAGCCGAUCCUUCCGGGUGUAUUAGUAUCCAGUGUGAAAUUCUGUGGGGGUGGUUUCAAUAUGACGACAUCUACACGGAGAAAUUGCUUUCUAGAGUUAAAGAAAAUAUAA
Molecule: messenger RNA, 3618 nt
Organism: Dinoponera quadriceps
Lineage: Eukaryota; Metazoa; Arthropoda; Insecta; Hymenoptera; Formicidae
Product: cilia- and flagella-associated protein 58-like
Exons: 12
Coding region: 928-3618 (896 amino acids)
Cellular component (GO): cytoskeleton
Source: RefSeq, a predicted model, not a curated record